Molecule: messenger RNA, 3936 nt
Organism: Conger conger (European conger)
Lineage: Eukaryota; Metazoa; Chordata; Actinopteri; Anguilliformes; Congridae
Product: protein HIRA
Exons: 25
Coding region: 337-3360 (1007 amino acids)
Biological process (GO): regulation of DNA-templated transcription; DNA-templated transcription; chromatin remodeling
Cellular component (GO): nucleus; HIR complex
Molecular function (GO): nucleosome binding; protein binding
Source: RefSeq, a predicted model, not a curated record
CGACCUCAGCGCUGCACAAAAACCUGUGUUGGGGAGAUCACGGACCUGACCUUUCGCAGGGCAUGUGUUUCCAGGGGAACACCGUGAAAGGUCGGAUACUUCCUGUGUUGCUGCUGCUGCGGCUGCUGCCAGGGGCUGAGGGAUGCGAAAGAGGGAGCGAGAAAUGGAGUUUCACUAAAGACAGAAGUAACGGCCGGCUUUUCCUUCAAAGUAUACACAAAUUCAAGAGUGGGUUUGGUGCAAGGAUAACCACAUAACAACUCUGAAGGGAAGGGGGGGGGGAUAUUGCAGCCGGCUCCAAAGAUAUUAUUUUAUUUUCAGAGCUACGCGCUGGAAAUGAAGCUAUUGAAACCAAGUUGGGUCAGUCACAAUGGAAAGCCGAUAUUUUCUGUUGACAUCCAUCCAGAGGGGACAAAGUUUGCUACUGGCGGGCAGGGAGAGGAUUCUGGGAAGGUGGUGAUAUGGAACAUGUCUCCAGUCCUCCGGGAGGAGGAUGAGAAAAAUGAGAACAUUCCCAAGAUGCUUUGCCAGAUGGACAAUCACUUGGCAUGCGUGAACUGUGUGCGCUGGUCCAACAACGGGCUGUAUUUGGCCUCUGGGGGCGAUGACAAGCUGGUGAUGGUCUGGAAGAGAGCUGCGUAUAUCGGUCCCAGCACAGUUUUCGGGUCGAGCAGCAAACUGGCCAAUGUGGAGCAGUGGAGGUGUGUCACCAUCCUGAGGAACCAUACAGGGGAUGUGAUGGAUGUGGCAUGGUCGCCUCAUGACGUGUGGCUGGCCUCCUGCAGCGUGGACAACACCAUCGUCAUUUGGAACGCCCGCAAGUUCCCAGAGAUGGUGACGUCACUGAAGGGCCACACCGGCCUGGUGAAGGGCCUGACCUGGGACCCCGUGGGCAAGUACAUCGCCUCGCAGGCCGACGACCACAGCCUGAAGGUGUGGAGGACCAUGGACUGGCAGCUGGAGACCAACAUCACUAAGCCCUUCAACGAGUGUGGAGGCACCACUCAUGUGCUGAGGCUCAGCUGGUCUCCUGAUGGACAGUACCUUGUCUCCGCCCACGCCAUGAACAACUCCGGGCCCACGGCGCAGAUAAUCGAGCGGGACGGCUGGAGGACCAACAUGGACUUUGUGGGCCACCGUAAGGCCGUGACCGUGGUGAAAUUCAACCCCAAGAUCUUUAAAAAGAAGCAGAAGAACGGGAGCUCUCCGAAGCCAAGCUGUCCGUACUGCUGCUGCGCUGUGGGGAGCAAAGACCGCUCCGUCUCCGUCUGGCUGACAUCGCUGAAGCGCCCCCUAGUGGUGAUCCAUGACCUGUUUGAUAAAUCCAUCAUGGACAUCACAUGGACUCUAAAUGGUCUGGGAAUCCUGGUGUGCUCCAUGGAUGGAACCGUGGCGUUCCUGGAUUUCUCCCAGGAUGAGCUGGGAGACCCCCUCAAUGAGGAGGAGAAGAACUCCAUCCACCAGAACAUCUACGGGAAGAGCCUGGCCAUCACUGCAGAACCCCAGCUCUCCACCACCAUCAUCGAGAACCCCGAGAUGCUCAAAUACCAGCAGGACAACCCCCCUGAGCGCGCCUCGGCCCCGGAGCCGCACGCGCCCAAACUCACCAACGUGGUCAACGGGGAGUCCCUGGAGGACAUCCGCAAGAAUCUGUUGAAGAAGCAGGUAGAGACGAGGACGGCUGACGGGAGGAGAAGGAUCACCCCGCUCUGCAUCGCCCAGCUGGACACCGGGGAUUUCUCUCCGGCCCUGUUCAACAGCGUUCCCAUCCUCCCCGGCUCCUCCAUGUCAUCCCAACUGACCCCCCAGCUCUCCUCUGACUCCAGCACAGCCAACUCUCUGGGCCUGCGUCCUGCACAGGACCCCCCCUCUGCCCCGCCCGGAAAGCCCCCAGAGGAACCCAAAGAUGGUGUUGGUGCCUCUACUCCAGCAAUGAACUCCACCGCCAUGAAAACUAGCCUUCUGCUGACCUCCGCAGCCAAAAUGGAGCCCAUGAAAGCACUGGACUCCCGAUUCACUGAGAGGUCAAAGGCCACACCUGGAGUGACAAUCUCUUCUGCCAUUGGCCUCCCCCUGGAUAGACCGAAAGAUGUCAGCACUUUAAAGGAUCCCAAAUCCAAGGACGACACCAGCAGCGACAGCGAGGACAAAAUGGCCGCCAUGAAAUCGCUGAGCUUCACCAAGAGGAAGGCGGAGCUCGACAGUGCCGAGGUGGUGGAGAAGAAGAAGAAGGGCCGUCCCAGGAAAGAUGCCAAAAUGGUUGCCCCCGUUACCCAGCAGCCUCUCCUGCAGGCGGGCCCCCCCUCAGACAGGGAGUCCGUGCGAGUGCCUGCCCCAGCAGCCCUGCUCAAGCUGCCCACGCCCACAGCCCAGAAGGCCUUCUCCUUGCAGAUCAGCGCGGAGCCCUCUCUGUACCUGGAGGUGGAGAACGAGGUCUCCUCGGUGGGCGGGGUGCGGCUCAGCCAGCUGCGCUGCACGCGGGAGGGGCGGGACUGGGACGCGCUAUUGGCCAGCCGCAUCCUGAUCGCCGCUGGGAGCUGUGAUGUGGUGGCAGUGGCGUGUGAAGACCGUGUUCUCUCCGUGUUCUCUGCGUGUGGGCGGCGGCUCCUCCCAGCCAUCCUGCUUCCAAGCCCCGCCUCUGCGCUGCACUGCUCCGCCUCCUUCGUCAUGGCGCUGAGCACCUGCGGCACGCUGUCCGUCUGGGACGUUCAGAAGCAGAGUGUUCUGGUGAAAAACGAGUCUCUCCACACCGUCCUAUCAGGUACAGACAGCACGGUGUCGCAGUCUCUGCUCACUCCGCAGGGAGUUCCUGUGAUCAGCCUGUCCAAUGGGAAGUCCUAUUGCUUCAGCUCCGCCCUGGAGACAUGGAACCUGAUAGCAGAUAAGCAGGACUUGCUGGUGCAGUGUGCAGACUUCAGAAACUGCCUGCCCUCUCAGGACGCCAUGGUAACCACAGGACCACUCGCAGUCAUGCAGGGACGCACCCUGAAUGCAGGGCGUGUGGCCUCCAGGCUCAGCUCGGUGCCGCACCGCCUGCAGCAGGGCGUGACGCUGUCCUACCUGGAGACCCAGCUGGCCUCCGCCCUCGCCCUGCGCUCCAGCAAUGAGUACCGCCACUGGCUGCUCAUCUACACCCGCUACCUGGUCAACGAAGGCCCAGAGCACAGGCUGAGGGAGCUGUGUAAGGACUUACUGGGGCCAGUGCACCGGUCUGCCAGCAGUGCCUGGGACUCCUCUAUUCUGGGCUUGCGGAAGAGGGAGUUGCUGAGGGAGGUGCUGCCUGUGAUUGGGCAGAAUCUGCGCUUCCAGAGGCUGUUCACCGAAUACCAGGACCAGCUGGAGCUGCUGCGCAACCAAUAGCACUUCUGGCUCCGCCCACCAGCCCUGAGACACGCCCCCAGGCCCCGCCCCUGGGCCAGGGCACGCCCCGCCUCAGUCACGCCCUCCAGAGGGGCAGCGGGGUCAUAAUGCUGAUAACAGUGAACAUAGUUAAGAUGAUGAUGCUAAUAAUGAUAAUAUGAAUUAAUAAUGAUGAUGAUGAUGAUGAUGAUGAAGAAGAAGGACAGGAGGGAUGGCACCAUUGGCUGUGGACAGUGUCGGGUCACAGUGUGCCUGAGAAGCCACACGCCCAGCAGGCGUGGCCAAACUGGCCGGUCUCCCACGGCAACGCGCUGGCGGCCUAUUGGCUGAAACACUAAUACAACCCCGCCUUCUCUGACCAACACGGCGCCCAUAUCCCAGAAUCCCGCUGGGCCUUGAGCCGAGGAAGGGUCCCCUGAACUGUCCCACGGGUUUCACCUCCUAUGAGUCUGUACAGCCUCUUUCUGUUAGUCAUUUUUAAAUGUUUGUACAAGGCAUUUUCUUUUCCAUUUUCUAUAAAAAAAACAAAACCACCGCAAGGAAAAACUGAAAUAAAUGAACAAGCUUUGAAAUAUG